Aphanomyces astaci is the source of this 2836-nucleotide messenger RNA. RefSeq lists its product as hypothetical. The record is from RefSeq and is a predicted model, not a curated record. The coding region runs from base 6 to 2753 and encodes 915 amino acids. Gene Ontology annotation, cellular component: cytosol. Gene Ontology annotation, molecular function: [methionine synthase] reductase (NADPH) activity; flavin adenine dinucleotide binding; FMN binding. The transcript has 14 exons. NCBI's taxonomy places the organism in Eukaryota, Oomycota, Saprolegniomycetes, Saprolegniales, Verrucalvaceae. Gene Ontology annotation, biological process: homocysteine metabolic process.
CAAUAAUGGUGGACACGUCGCCGCACUUGUAUGUGUUCUACGGGUCGCAGACUGGCUGUGCCGAGUCCAUUGCCAAGCGCGUGCAAUCGGAUGCGUUGGAGCGCCACAUGACGGUGGCAUUGCACACGUUGAACGAGUUUGAAAAGUCGGGUGUGCUGACACAGCCAAGUGCGACGGUGUUUGUCGUGUGCUCCACCACGGGCAACGGCGACCCGCCGACCAACGCGGAGAAAUUCUGGCGGUUCCUGAAACGCAAAGUUCACCCGACGACAUUGUUGCAGCACGUUCGCUUCACCGUGCUGGCGUUGGGCGACACCAAUUACGACAAGUUCUGCUACAUGGGCAAGAGCAUCCAACGGCGACUGGGCGAAUUGGGCGGCCACAGCUACUACGCCAUUGGUUGUGCGGACGAAGCAAUGGGGUUGGAAGACUCUGUGGAACCGUGGCUGCAUGGCCACUGGGAAAUGCUCGCUUCUACGGACAUGAAUGGUAUUGCAUCACUGGUUGGUCCUGAAGCAAACCAAGUCACAACGAACGACAGCCAUCCAAUCGCCAACACACUCGACCCAACACAAGACGACCAACCAAAUGAAAACAGCAGCAGUACCAAGCUCGGCAGCAUUGACCAUUUGCACAUUUAUUAUGGAUCGCAAACUGGUUGUGCGGAAUCGAUUGCCAAGCGCAUCCAAACCGACGCGGCCGACCACCACGUUCCGACGUCUUUGAGUCCGCUCAAUGCGUUUGAAAAGAGCGGCAUUUUGGGCUUAACAGCCCCGACGCACGUGGUGAUUGUGUGCAGUACGACGGGCAACGGCGACCCCCCCACCAACGCGGAAAAGUUUUGGCGUUUUCUGAAAAAGAAGGCGCAUCCGCCCACGUUGCUGGCGCAUGUGCGGUUUACAGUACUCGCAUUGGGCGACACCAACUACGACAAGUUUUGUUAUAUGGGCAAGGGCAUCCACCGCCGCCUCAAAGAAUUGGGCGGCGAAUGCGUGUACGACAUUGGCUGUGCCGACGAAGCGAUGGGGUUGGAAGAUUCUGUCGAGCCUUAUGUGAUGGGAUUGUGGAGUACCCUCGUGGGAACAACGACUACCACGGCCGUCGCUCCAGCUGCUGCGAUUUCCCUCGAGUUAACGACCGCCACCGUCGCUCCAGCUGCGAUUUCCCUCGAUUUAACGACCACCCCGUCUUCUCCCCCUGCUGAAAGCACCCCCAAACCUCCCCCGUCGGACUACAUGUCGUUGGACGAGGUGACGUUCUUGACCGCGUACCACACAAUGUUUCCUUCCGGGCCCCCGGAUGUAGUGGACGCCAGCCGCCUGCCGCGGCUCCAACCCGCCACUGUGUCGGUCACGUUUGACAACACAACAUUCCACCCGCCAACUCACCAGAGCGUGGGAACGUCGGGUGACUUUAUGGCGACGAUUACCAAAGCCAAAUAUCUCACCAGCUCCAUUCCGAGUGACCGCGUCGUGCUUUGGCUCGAACUUGACACCGCCGGCAUGGACAUGACGUACGUACCGGGAGACUCGAUCGGCGUACGCUGCCCCAACAACCCCGACGUUGUGGCGUACUUUGUCCGCCGGCUCGGCAUCGCCACCGACGACUUGCAUAUCGGGUGUACGGUCCAGAGCAUCAAGAAGAACGCCGCCAGCAAGAGCAGUGGCAGCAGUAGCAACCUUCCGACAAGAUCGCUGUUUCAGCUGCUGACCCACCACUACGACCUUGAAGCACAGGUGAAAAAAUCCACACUGCGGGCGCUAGCCACGUACUGCGACGUCGACUCGACCGACCAGCGAGCGCUCUUGUAUCUAAGUAGCAAGGAUGGCCCGUUGCACUUUCAGAACUUUGUGGAAUCGCAACGCUUGAGUGUGGUGGACAUUUUGCGUCUGUUUCCGGCGUGCCGCCCCCCACUGGCGUCCGUGCUAUCGCUGCUGCCGACACUCAGUCCUCGGUACUACUCGCUCGCGUCGUCGCCCCUUUCAUCCCAGCCCCACAAAGUGCACAUUGCCUUUACGAUCGUCGAAUAUGAUUUGCCAGUUGUUCAAGGGGGUACUACUACCAGUCGGCUUCUCCGUCGUCGGGGCCUGUGUACGUCGUGGCUCCACGCGUUGGCUCGGCCGCUUUUGCACCCCCAAACAACUCCAGUCAACGCUGCAGUGGCCGUUCAAAUUCCCAUCUUCCACCACCCGACCAAGGACUUCACCCUGCCAGCCAACCCGUCGUAUCCGUUGAUUUUGAUUGGCCCGGGCACGGGCGUCACACCCUUUGUAGGGUUCUUGCAGCACCGCCAGCUCCAACGACUCAAACACGUGGACGACAGCGAAAGUUGCGGCACAUGGCGCGGCAACCACGCCGUGGAAUUGGUCGAACAUGCAUUUGAAUUGGGCCAAAUUGACUUAUUUUUUGGCUGUCGGCACCGCCACCAAGACUUUUUGUUUCAACGACACCUUGACUCGUUUAUUCACGAGGGGGUGCUCACCCACUUGCACGUGGCAGCGUCUCGGGAGCAGGAGGCCAAGCAUUAUGUGCAACAUGACGUGGCAGAGCACGGAGCGGCCGUGUACGAUUUGGUCGCCCGCCAAGGCGGGUACGUGUACGUGUGCGGCGAUGGCAUGCAUAUGGCCAAGGACGUGCACGCAGCCCUCGUCCAAGUGUUUGUGGAGCAUGGACACAUGACGCAUCAAGAGGCGGAGGUCGCGUGGAAGGACUUGGCGCUUCGGCAGCGCUACGUCCGCGAUAUUUGGGGCUAACUAGGUGCCCUGUCAACAACAACAACGCAUGUAACAACAUGAUGGAAUAUACUAUCGUGAUGGUUGCCAUGCAAAAUAGUCAC